UGUUUUUUCCAAAAUAAAAAAUAAAAUGAGCCUUAUUGAGUAAAUUGACUUGUAAAGUUAAAUACUACUGCUAAACAAUUCAACCAAAAAAAGAUAAUCAAACAACUCUAACAAUUUAAUGUUUCUUAAAUUAUUAAGAUUUAACAUAGAGUGAUGAACUAACCUGUAAUCUGGUCAUUACUGAUCAUUCUGCUCUGCUUAUCCUUGCUGUUGCCAAUAGACAAUGAGGAGACAUUAAUAUUACAAUAAACAACCAGACUGCGGGUCAAUAUUCUUUAUGGAAGCAAUAGAGCUGAGUUCUGAUGAUGAUGAGAUCGUUGAGACUCUAAGGGUGUUAUGGAACGAACCAAUGAAAAUCCACUGGUUUGACAUCGGUAGGAAAGAGCCACUACAGAAGGUGUUCAAAUUGCUCGCCAAGGAGUACCAACUCAAUCCGGAGGAGGUUCUCCUUGUCAGAAAUGGCACAGAGAUCUAUCCUAGCGACUCCAUCCACUCUCUGAAUAUAAGCGUACUUGAUGAAAUCGUUGCACUCAAGAACAAUGCCAAAGAUUUUCUCACCGAGCUGACAACGCCUGGCGGUCGUAGCGGUCGUAAGAUCAAGAUUAAAGUUCAAGAGAAGGAUGUUAGAAAGCCUCUUGUCUUCUACCUGUGCAAAGACCAAUCCGUUCACCUCCUCAUCAGGGCUUGUGCCAAACAGCUUAAACUACCCGAAGACAAAAUCAGUAUAAAAUUCGACGGGGACGUUCUCAUGCAUUCAGACACCCUUAAUAGUUUAGACAUUGACAAUGAAGUAGUUAUGGACCUUUUUAUAAAUAAGUGAAUUUUUUUUUUGCGUGCGCGAGUUAUUUUGUUAAUAUAUUUUUUGUUUCUAAUUUUAUACCAAAAAUUCAUUCAUUUUCACUUAUCAAAACAAAACUUAUACUUCUUACCAACUGGGUAUGAUUAAAACUAUUUGGACAUAUUAAAGUGGAAUUACAAUUAAUUUUUUAAAAAUUUUAUAUUUAAAUGUUUAGAAUGUUCAGUCCUGUACAUAUUUCAUACUGAACACUUAUAUUGUCAUUUAGCAGGCAAAAGAAAUAGAACAAUUUUCAAUAAUAAA
This is a messenger RNA of Cimex lectularius (bed bug), 1099 nucleotides long. RefSeq lists its product as uncharacterized. The transcript is spliced from 2 exons. Gene Ontology annotation, biological process: cytokine production; positive regulation of transcription by RNA polymerase II. The record is from RefSeq and is a predicted model, not a curated record. Gene Ontology annotation, molecular function: protein binding. Bases 278 to 820 code for a protein of 180 amino acids. Lineage: Eukaryota; Metazoa; Arthropoda; Insecta; Hemiptera; Cimicidae.